Molecule: messenger RNA, 7081 nt
Organism: Porites evermanni
Lineage: Eukaryota; Metazoa; Cnidaria; Anthozoa; Scleractinia; Poritidae
Source: the annotation of a GenBank genome assembly
GGAUGGCAGGAAAAGGGUGCAAUCAGUCCCACUGCCCUUGCAGAUUUACAAGGAAUUUUUCCUGUUAAAUCAAGCUCUGACCUGCAGUCAGCUCUGGACAUUGGUGGUAGUCUUGAAGAAGUAAUAGAUCUACUUUUGGAAUCGGGUCAGUAUUAGGAACCCACAACACCUUAUUUUGUUGUGAAUGUUUAUAAAAAUGUUUUUCCUUGAAGAGGAUGAAAUUUUAGUUGAAUUUCUUAUAAGCAGUCAAAAGCUUGCAACAUUUCAUCUCCUUUGUUUGUAAAAUAAUGGAGCUGUCAAAUUGAGGCCUAGUAGCAUUCAAACUUCACUGAAUGUUUUUUUCCUGACAUGCAGCUUCUUAAGUUGUUGCAUAACAUGCAACAUAAAUAUUUCUCCUAGAUUUAUAAUGGGUCUACUUGAUUGUACAGGUAUGCAAUCAAAAUUAUAUUUUACUGUUUGGGUCAUUAAUAUUUUUUCAUAUGAUUAAUUAUAAGGUUCAAAUGCUGGUGACAGGGAUAGUAGCUCUACUGAAACUGGUAAGCCCAAACUUCAGGUACCUUCAACCUUGAGAGAUUAUUAGAAUGAUAGACGACAUGUAUGGGUAAUAGACUCGUAAUAUCACUGUUUUCUUUUCUUCCAAGUCAAUAUAGUCAAUAGUAUUCACUUUUAUGUCAAUCAGAGAAGUUCCUUAAAAAAAACACAACAACAAUGACCAAAAAUCAAGGAGGAUAAUUUAUUAGAAAAAGGGCAUUCAUUGGAAAGAUUGCCCAAAACGGAAUCAUUGCAGUGUGCAAUGUUAAUUCAAUAUACUAUUGACAGUUAUUGUACAAUUUGUCUCUUUCGUAGGCAAGCCAUCCAUUACCACACAUGCACCCACAGCUGUGGAAAUUAUGCAGUCCUACAGAUGCCAGACAGAGCAAGGCACAGCAUAUAUUGAUGUUAACAGAAUGCAGUUGUCUAUGCUCCGCCAGAUAAUGACAAUUUACAAGAACCCUCAAUUUAACUUAAAGAAACGUGUGAAUGUAAACUUCCACGGAGAGCAAGGUGCUGACUUGGGAGGUCCAACUAAAGAAUUCUUUCACAGUGCCAUUAGUUCCUUGAGUAAAGUUGAUCCUGUAUUCAAUAUGCAGUUGUUUGGUGGUCAAGAGGGACAUCUAAUCCCCUUUUAUGGAGUAGAUGCUGUUUCUUCAGGGUGUUUUCAAGUAGCAGGGAAACUUGUGGCACAUAGUUUGAAGCAUGAUGGCCCAGGAUUGGUAGGCCUAUCUCCUGCUGUAGUUAAAUACCUUAACACUGGUUCCUUGGAGGAGGCUGCGACCCUUGUUACAAUGGAUGAUCUAACCGAUCUUGAGCUCAAGGGACUCCUGGAAGAAAAGGUUAGAUAGGCUACAAUAAAAGUUUUGUUGUUACAAUGCUUAAACUUAUGAAUCUUACUGUAACACUUGCCAUGUAUCAAGCAGCUUGCAAAAUCCAGAUCAAUAUCAGUUUCUGGGCAACUGUGCACCUACCCCUCCCCUAACCCAACACUAACUUAUUAACUUAUUAUAACAUGUUCUCACACAACUUUCAAAUUUCCAUUGCCUCAGUUUCUAGAGGUAUCCAUCACUUUUUCCUUUCUACUACCAGCCUAUUACAAUAUUAAAAUUGGAAAACAUAGUGAUUCCACCCAAUUUUCUUUAAGACUGCCAAUUAUUACAUACUGUACCUAUUUCAAAACAGAUAGAUAGAUAGAUAGAUAGAUAGAUAGAUAGAUAGAUAGAUAGAUAGAUAGAUAGAUAGAUAACUUUAUUUAAACACGGUUAAGGUUCCUUCAGCAUGUACAAAAAAAAAAUCUAAGAUCUAUUAUACCUAACUAAACUAACUCUGAUUAAAAAUAUAUUCAUAUUUUAACUACCUAGCUAUUCACAAAUAAAAGCUGCUUUUCAAGGAUGCCAUGUAAAACUGUAUUAAUGUAUGAUCUCAUUCAAAACUGUUGCGACACAGUUUGCGUUUAAAAUCAUGUAAAGAAUCUGCAGAUCUUAAAUCAUGGGAUAGGCUGUUCCACAGCUUAGCUCCGCUAUAGGAGAAACUUUUCUUUAAAUAAUUGGUACGGGGCAGUGGAAGGACUAAUUUAUUUUCAGUAUUCCUCAAUCGAUAAGAAGUUAUUUCGUCACGAGAUACAAAUUUAGAUGUUAGAUAGUCGGGAGUCAUCCCAUGUACGGUUUUAUACAUCAUAAUAGCCGUCGAUACUUGUCUUUGGUGUUUAAGCUUACGCCAACCCAGUGCCAGGAACAAAUCGUCCACAUUACAAUCAGAAUUAGCGGACAUUAGAAUACGGGCUGCACGAUUUUGGAGCCUCUGCAGCUUAUCGGAAAGACCAAUGCCGCAGUUGCUCCAUACGACAUUACAGUAAUCAAAAUGCGGUUGAAUUAAACUGUCGUAAACAUUAAUUAAUACAUUAAAAGGAAUAAGAUGUCGUAUUCUUUUAAUUGCACCCAAAGCAGAAGCAAUCUUUUUACAAAUACUCUGUAUGUGGCAUUCCCAGCUUAAGUUUUGGUCAAUAUGCACUCCAAGAGAUUUUGCCGUUGACACUUGCAUCACGGGAUGGUCGUUUAUCAUAAAAGAAGGAGUUUCAGAAAGCUUUGAUAGCUUCUGCCUCGACCCAACUAACAUAAACUCAGUUUUAGUCAAGUUAAGGGUCAGUUUGUUAGCCGAUAGCCAUAUAUACACCUUGUUUAAAUCGUCGUUAACGCAGUCAUUUAUGAGUUUUAAAUCUGCGCUGGCAUAGGUUAGGCUGGUGUCAUCGGCAUACAUUCUAGGUUGUGAAAAAUGCAAGCAAUUAGGUAGGUCAUUAAUAUACAGUAAAAACAAUAAAGGUCCAAGAAUUGUUCCCUGGGGAACACCACAUGUAACUAAUUUUGGGUUUGACAUUGAGCAAUUAAUUUGGCAAGUUUGGGUACGAUUGUUUAAAUACGAAGUAAACCAUUCGUGACAGGAACCGCGUAAUCCAUAAUAUUGUAAUUUCGUUAAUAAGAUAUGAUGAUCAACUGUGUCGAAAGCCUUUUUUAAGUCUAAGAAGACAACGGCAUUGACAAGGCCACGAUCAACGUUCACUGCCCAGCUAUCGGUAGCUUCGAGUAAUGCGGUUACAGUAGAAUGUAAAGAACGAAAACCAGAUUGGUAACGGGAUAGAAUACGAUUCUCAGUAAGAUAGUGAUACAACUGGUCGUAGACUACCCGUUCAAAUACUUUGGCCACGACUGGGAUCACCGAUAUUGGUCGAUAAUUGGUGGGAUCAUUUCGUUUACCAGAAUUUUUAUACAAUGGAGUAACCCUAGCCGACUUCCACUCAUCGGGAAAAAUUCCUGUCAACAGUGAUUGAUUAAAUAUUAAAGUAAGAGACUCGGCAAUUAGAUCAGGGCACUCCCUUAAUAAUUUAGCUGAUAUACUAUCUAAUCCAGUGGCCUUUGAUUUACAAAGUUUUGAAAGGAGAGAAUAAAUAUGAGCAGAUGUUAUUUCCUUGAAGACAAACUCCUUAGAAGUUCCACAAAGAAACUCUUUGUAGGUGGUAUCAACAUUCGAAACAUUUCGACUAAGCCUUGGUCCAAUCUCAAUGAAGAAAGUGUUCAACAAUUCAGCAACUUCUGCUUGAUUGCUCGAUUUUAGUCCCUGAUAUUGAAUUUCAUUUAUUAUUGUUUUAUUAGAUUUGCGGGAAGUCAAUUCAUUGAUGGUCUUCCAGGUCUUACGUUGAUCACCGGCAUAAUUAUUAAAAGAAUUAUUAUAAUAGGCCUUUUUAGCAGCCUUGAUUUCCUGAUUUACUUUAUUUUUGACCUUCCGGAAUCGAUUCCAAGAGGACGCAUCCUUAGUUUUAACAGCUUUUUUCUUUAGCCGGUUUCUGAAAUUCAUUCGUUUUUUCAAAUUUGUGGUAAUCCAAGGAGACUUGGUGGGACGGGUGCGUUUAGUUUUCACAGGGGCGUGCUUAUCACAAACACUUAGGAAUAAUUCUUUCCAUUUUUUCCACAUGUCAUUGGGGUCGUACAGUUCUUUGAUAUCGUCCCACGGUUGCGUCGAAACAUCAUUACGGAAAUUAUUGCUGUUGAAGUGUUUAAAUUGUCUAUAGCUGAUCAAAUUGAUUCCUUUAGAAACAGGCGGGAUUGAAAUUUUACGGUACGCGUAAACAAGACUGUGAUCGCUUAUACCCACGUGUGUCACCCCAGAACAGAGAAUAUUGUCUUGGUGACUGGUGAAAAUAAGAUCAAUUAGGGUACUUGUUGAGGGUGUGACUCGAGUAGGCUCGUCGAUUAAUUGUUUUAAGCCAUAAAUAUCGGUAACAUUUAACAGAGCCCUUGCAUAGAUGUUUUCGCUGGACAGCAAAUCGCAAUUCAUAUCACCCAUAAGAUAAUGUUCAACAUUCUCGGAAUCAAGUCUUGCUAACAAGGAGUCAAUAUUCGAGAAAAGGUCUAUAAGUGAAUUUGGCGGUCGGUACCACGAGGUAACAACAAAAGGUUUUGAGUUAGGUUUUAAAAUUUCAAUCGAUAAGAUUUCUAAAAGUUCGUUAUCUAAAUCCUCGCGGACUACGUAAUUUAUAUUCGAACGAAUAUAGAAGCAUACACCCCCACCAAAUCUCCCAUUAACGGUCCUGUCACGACGGAUGACAUCAUAACCCACAAUUUUAACAUCCUGAUCAGAUAUACUCCCGUCGAGUCUCGUCUCAUUAAUAGCUAGUAUAUCAAUGGGUUGACCAUCUAAUACGAUACGAAGUUCAUCUAUAUGUUUCAAUAGACUUGUAAUAUUUAAGCUAGCCAUUUUAAACCCACGACCCUUGGGAAAUAUAAAAUCAGGAUUCGAAUUGCUCCUGGCACUAGUUGUGGUGGUGGAAUUAGGUGUCGCCACAGUUGUUGAAUAGGAGUCUAAUAGGAAUCAUGUCAACGAACAAUAUUAUUUACGAAAUUACUAGCUAAAAUAGCAAUACCUUUUUUGUUAAGGUGCAGUUUGUGAUUGUUCAAACACGUCUCGUCAAUGUUUGGAUGCUCGACAAAGCUCCAACCAUGUUGGUUACAAAAUGUUCUUAAAACUUUAUUACAAUCUGUUAUCUUCUUCUUGAGCGAGUCUUCAUCGAAUCUUUGUGUAAUUGCAGAGAUGGUCAGUUUAGUGUCAGGUGAAUUUGUUGCAAUAACAUUGCCCAACAUUGCAACAAUCUUCUCCGCGACAUUUCGCCCAGAUGAUGAAUUUUUAAGAUCGUUCGUCCCGACGUGAAGAACUAUCGCCUUCGGUUUUGCUUCCAAGCUCGGUUGUAGGUAAUGCUUGAUAUCGGCGGUUGUUGCACCAGGGAAGCUUCUCACAGUUACGGGCCGUUUUGCUGCUCGACUUAAUAAGUCCCUUCCCAAUCCUUUGAUUAUUGAAUCGCCUACAAUGAUUGUUUCUUCAUUUGAUGAAGGGCCACUUUUGUUCUUCUCCAGUGAAGGGCUAUUUUUGUUCUUAGCUUUGAUCUUAUUUGCAUUUCUUUGUUUCCUUUUUCCAACUUGCUCCCAAGGGCCAUCGUUAGCAGAGGUUUUCUCGCUUGCUUCUUGGGGAUUUUGAUUUUUUUCCGUUGACUCUUGGUUGUAGAUAAGACCAUUCAGAUCUUUAGCUAGACAUGUUAGCGCCAGUUUGAGCGAGUCUCGCUCGGCUUGGACGUCCUUGAGCUGGAUUUUUAAAGCCAUGUUUUCAUUUUCCAAUGCUUCGACUUGGCUGGAAUUGGCGGGAAGGUCAGUCGACUGUUUCAGCCGUUCAAAGUUAGAUUUUAGAAGUUCAAUGUCUUUGCAAAUAGAAUUUAGCUUGGUUCGUAUAUCGAAGUCUUCAGAGUCAUCUGAGUUAGAUACUAGCGAGCCGUCGGAGUCUGUCUAUUAAGCCAAUACUGUGUACUUGUGUUGUUACUAAACAGAAUGAACAUUGCUUCACCAUGUCCUUUAGGUUUUAAAAGAACAGGCUAUGCAUCAGGUAGAUGAUGAAGCAAAAGAUAAGGUUGAGGAGUUGCUGGUCCGACAUGGACUAACAGAUGCAGUACCACUGAGUGAUGUUAACAAAGAGAAGGCUAUCAAGGAUCUCCUUGUUGCCGAAGUGUUGGUUACGAGAACAAUUGCCCUUGACUCAUUCUUCCGAGGUCUUAACACACUUGGACUGGGUGAUUUGCUUCGCAAGCAUCCCUCCAUAACUAAAUUUGUAUUUCCCACAAUGGAAGAAGCUUCAGUUGACAUGGACAUACUGAAAAGCAAGUUACUUCAAGGACAUCCCAUCCAUGAAAUUGUUGGUGAAGCUCAAGCACAGGCUUGGGAAUGGUUUCUUGAGUAUGUCGACAACACUAGCUCAAAUGUAGGUGAGUAAUGUGCUUGCACUGUACUAUUCCCAUCUGAGGGUAAAAUCAUUCAGUUCUUUUGUUACAUUUGGAGUUAUGGUUUUGAGACUGAAUUCUAAUCACAAAUGCAGACAGCUGCUAGAUGCUAGAAUGUGAACAUGUGGAAUGUCAAAAUAAGUUUUUAGAAACAUGGACAAGUAUAUCAAGUGACAUGAUUCUCAUGGAAGCAGUGAAACCUCACCAUGUCUGCCUUUACACAUGUACUUGCCAUAUACAUGUAAAUAAGCAGUUUGCCUAAAAAAGUCCCUGGCAGUGUUUUGAACACCUAUAUGGCAUUUCUAAAUAGAAAAACGAGAUAGAAAUGGUCCAGUAGUAAUGCCAUUGACAUUAAGUGAAAAGAGUCAUUUGUAUGUAGCAAUAUUGAUUGAAGUCAAUAUCCACCAUAUCUCAAAGUAAAAGGUUGGAGAGACAUGGCAACAAUUCAAUAUUAAUUUUCUUAUGCACUUUGUUUUGGGGGUUAACUUUGCAGAUGAAAACACGGGAUACCCACUAAGUAACUCACUGGUGAUGUUCAUUACUGGCAGAACAGUUCUUGACCCACAAGAGGAUUUGGAAGUUGCAUUUCAGACUGAUACCAGAAGGAAACUUCUUGAGGCAGACAGUUGUUUUCGUAAAGUGAUACUACCAAUCUCACAUAGUUGCUAUGAGGAGUUCAAGGCAGCAUGCAAUCUUUCGUUACUAUCAGGAGCUGUAGGAUAUGGUAGAUUCUGA